UGAAAUAGUCCAAGUGAGGUCUUAAUUAAACUGUUAAUGAACGUCUCCAGCCAUGUGCUAAACAUAAUAUCAAUAAUUGAUAUGGUAAUGUGGAUAUAUUUUUUUACAUUAAAGUGGUAACUAAAACAGAAUACUAAUUCAACAAUGAUGGCUGCUCCCUUGAGCUAUAAAUAGACGACGACAACAAAUGGAUUUGGUCACAAGAAACACACAAUUUAGAGAAAGGAUUUGAGAAAAGAUGGUAAAAGGUUCAGUAUUUAUCUCUCUCAUUGCCCUCUUGGCUUUGACUUGCUCCCUUGCUUCUGCCUAUGACCCCAGCCCUCUGCAAGAUUUUUGUGUGGGUGUCAAUGAUACCAAACUCGGAGUAUUUGUGAACGGGAGAUUCUGCAAAGAUCCCAAGCUUGUGAAUGCAGAAGAUUUCUUUUUCCACAUAAUGCCAGGGAACACAAACAAUCCAUUGGGCUCCCAGGUGACUCAAGUGUCUGUAAAUGAAUUCCCAGGACUCAACACUCUUGGUAUCUCCCUUGCUCGUAUUGAUUAUGCACCCUAUGGUUUGAAUCCUCCCCACACUCACCCUCGUGCCACUGAGGUGUUGACUGUUCUUGAGGGAACUCUUAUGGUUGGGUUUGUGGCUUCCAAUCAAAACAACAACCGUUUCUUUACCAAAAUCCUCAACAAAGGAGAAGUGUUUAUAUUUCCCUUUGGUAUGAUUCACUUUCAAAUCAACAUCGGCCAUUACAAUGCUGUGGCACUUUCUAGUCUAAGUAGCCAAAAUCCAGGAGUUAUUACCAUUGCUAACGCUGUGUUUGGAUCCAAUCCUCCCAUCAAUCCUGAUGUUCUCGCUAAAGCCUUCCAGGUUGACAAGAAGAUAAUUGCCUAUCUUCAAAAGCAGCAAUGGUACGACAAUAACUAAACAUGCUAGCUAUCUUGUAAGAAUAAAUGCGAUGCAUGCAACUUUGUGUUGUAACCUCAAUCAUAUGAUCUGGUGUGUUCUCUUUUACCUCGUACCUUGUUCUCUCUUCCAAUUUCAUUUGGCUUCUUGCAAAAGCUGUAAUGUUCACCUCAAUAUAUAAUACUAUUUACAGCUCUAUAAAGCCAAACGUCUUAUUUGUUA
Molecule: messenger RNA, 1114 nt
Organism: Neltuma alba
Lineage: Eukaryota; Viridiplantae; Streptophyta; Magnoliopsida; Fabales; Fabaceae
Product: germin-like protein subfamily 1 member 18
Exons: 2
Coding region: 239-913 (224 amino acids)
Molecular function (GO): manganese ion binding
Source: RefSeq, a predicted model, not a curated record